This is a messenger RNA of Perkinsus marinus ATCC 50983, 276 nucleotides long. RefSeq lists its product as hypothetical. The coding region runs from base 1 to 276 and encodes 91 amino acids. NCBI's taxonomy places the organism in Eukaryota, Perkinsozoa, Perkinsida, Perkinsidae. The transcript is spliced from 3 exons. The record is from RefSeq and is a predicted model, not a curated record.
AUGAGUAACGAUACCAAGACACAGUCGAUUGAAGUGGCUGAUCCUUUUGAAAAGCUCAGAGAUUUCAAAGUGACGGUGCAGCUGUACCCGAUAGGAAAUGCACCACCAUUGAAGCAAUGCAAAUUUGCCAUGGCCGGCUCGACACCGGUGAGAGUGUUGAUUAAGUUUCUCGAGGGCGCGGUUAUGCAUAGUGGAACGCAUACAGGAACUCAACAGCCAGAUGUGAAUAAAUUAUCUACCUCGUGCGAUCAUUGGUGUUUCACCCGUUUUACGUGA